ACAUGGGCGUAGUACAUAUCAUGUACAUGACUACAUGUCGCUACUCACUUUCUCUAUAGAGUUAAUUAUCAUCAAGAUAAUAUUUAUCUUCUCUUGUUUGCUACUCUAUUGAUAUACACGACCGAAUAUUAUAGACUUGCAAGCCUGGUUUCCCAACAGAUAUAUUUCGGAGUGACGCUUUGAACUUCUUGACGAAAUGCAGAUCAACAAUGUGAUUUUGCCAUGUCAGAGCUCCGCCACAGACAUGGACAUAUGGGAUAUCGACGUCGAAGAUGGCAAGGUUUCUCAAAUACGUCCCUCCAAUGGUGUAGUCGGCAAACCUCCUAAACUCCUGCUGCCAGCCCUCUGCCACCCACAUAUACACCUCGACAAACCGUUUAUCCUUACUUGCGGACACCCAUCUUCAAAAACUCGGCCUGAUUAUUCCGAUCUUGUUCCCCGGACUGGCUCUUUCGAUGAGGCUCUGUCAAAUACCUCCAAGGCCAAAGAGCGCUAUACUGAAGAGGACCUUUACCUCCGAGGUUCUCAGCUUCUGGCGACAAGCUACGAACAGGGCGUAACCUCCCUCCGUGCUUUUGUAGAAGUAGACCAUGUCACCGGAGCAUUGCCUCUAAUGAUCGCGAUCCGUCUCAAGUCCGACUUCUCCCACUUGCUAGAUAUGCAGAUAUGCGCAUUUGCCCAGGAUCCUAUCUUCUCCACCAUCCACGGAGAAUCCAACCGGUCCAUCAUUACCUCCCUCUUGGGAGAGUACGCUCCAUAUGUUGAGGUUUUAGGGACUACCCCCUACGUCGAGGAGUCACGAGAAGCAUCAUUGCAGAAUAUCGAGUGGGCCAUCGCUACCGCCCUCCGCCAUGAUCUCCACCUAGAUUUCCAUUUGGACUACAACCUAGCCCUGCCUUCCCCUUCCAACGCGCCCUUGACAUUUUCAGUCCUUGAGCUCCUUAAGAAGCAUAGAUGGCUCGAAAUCGCCAAGGGCUCCAAGACCAUAGUCCUUGGGCACUGUACACAACUCACUGUCCUCUGCAACUCGGACCUUCAGCAUCUCGCCGAACUUGUCAUCCAAUCUGGGCUUCCAAUCCAUUUUGUUGGCCUACCUAACAGUGACAUGUUCAUGAUGGGCCGCCCCAGUUCAGCAGCAGACACGAUGCAAGCUCGCCCGCGUGGAACAUUGCACGUUCUUUCCAUGAUUAAGGACCUUGGCCUAUCCGCGUGUAUCGGCGUAAAUAAUGUUGGAAAUGCCUUUACCCCUUUUGGUUCCGGCGACCCUUUACAAGCUGCCUCAUGGGGGGUUGGAAUCUACCAAGCUGGAACUGUAGCCGAUGCGUUGAUCCUAUACGGCUGUGUAAGUUGGCUAGCUAGGAGAGCCAUCGGUCUCGAAGGGAGCACUGAGGAUAACGAUGUUAUCGAAAGUCGAUCUUUACAGGGCAUGCUCUUAAUAAGAAACAAAGAGCAUAUCACACUGCCUAGCGCCACCCAUGGUCCCGAAUUAAAGAUACCGGCAAGAAAACGGAUGAACAUCAGGGACAUCAUUUGGGAUCCGCCCGAGAUCAUGAUGAGAUCCAUCAUAGGGCGAAGAAAACUUGAGCUCGACAGCGAUGCUUAGAGACCAUAUGGCUCUUCUAGCUAACUGGCCAAUUAGUUUCUAAGGACAUGUUGAGAAAGAGGUAAUCGCCAUUGCCCUUACAUCACAGAGCAAGGUGAAUCCGAGUAAUCAGGCCCAAAUAUCUCCCUAUUCCUUUCGCGCUCGUUUGCCCGGAUCUUUUCUUUAACUUCCUUUGGGAAAUAUUCGCGAAGAAAUGCCGCACGCGCACUAUCGAAGUUUUCCAAACCGGCUCUCAUGAUCACAUCAGCUCGGCAAAGGGGACAGAACCUUUCUCCUUUU
Messenger RNA from Annulohypoxylon truncatum, 1882 nucleotides. Its product is annotated as Metallo-dependent hydrolase. Bases 197 to 1603 code for a protein of 468 amino acids. Gene Ontology annotation, molecular function: hydrolase activity, acting on carbon-nitrogen (but not peptide) bonds, in cyclic amidines. NCBI's taxonomy places the organism in Eukaryota, Fungi, Ascomycota, Sordariomycetes, Xylariales, Hypoxylaceae. The record is from RefSeq and is a predicted model, not a curated record. The transcript is spliced from 3 exons.